Hyposmocoma kahamanoa is the source of this 3561-nucleotide messenger RNA. It is a transcript of the gene twisted, whose product is annotated as protein O-mannosyl-transferase 2. Gene Ontology annotation, molecular function: dolichyl-phosphate-mannose-protein mannosyltransferase activity. Gene Ontology annotation, biological process: protein O-linked glycosylation via mannose. Lineage: Eukaryota; Metazoa; Arthropoda; Insecta; Lepidoptera; Cosmopterigidae. Gene Ontology annotation, cellular component: endoplasmic reticulum; membrane. The transcript is spliced from 16 exons. The coding region runs from base 136 to 2097 and encodes 653 amino acids. The record is from RefSeq and is a predicted model, not a curated record.
AAUUAUACACCGAAACAAAGCACCAAAAUAUGGUGGAUUACAUUUGGAAUAAUAUGUGGCGGAACCUUUGUUACUAGGUUUUAUAAAAUACUUGAACCAGACCAUGUUUGUUGGGACGAGACCCAUUUCGGCAAAAUGGCAAGCUGGUAUAUCAACAGGACAUUUUUCUUUGAUGUCCAUCCACCUUUGGGCAAAAUGCUUAUAGCACUGUCAGGAAAGCUGACAGGUUACGAUGGCACAUUUCCUUUUGAUAAACCAGGAGAUAAAUAUGACGGUGCCAGAUAUGAGGGUAUGAGAAUAUUCUGCACUACGCUGGGUGCAUUAAUAAUACCAAUAACAUUCUUAACAAUAUGGGAAAUGACAAAAUCACUUGACUCAUCGUUUGUUGGCACAAUAUUAUUAUUAUGUGAUGUGGGAUUUCUAACUCUAAACCGAUAUAUACUUUUGGAUCCUAUUCUUUUGUUUUUCAUGAGUUGUUCGGUGUAUGGAGCAUUUAAGGUCCGUUCACUAACAGACGAAGGCAAAGCCCCUUCCAACAUACGCUUGUUACUAUGGCAACUAUUCACGGGCACGUCUCUAGCGUGCACGAUGUCGGUUAAAUUCGUCGGCCUGUUUGUCGUCCUGUUUGUUGGACUACGCACUGUUGCUGACCUUUGGAAUGUCCUUGGUGACUUAAAUAAACCUGUUAGUUUAACAGUGAAGCAUCUAAUUGGACGAAUCAUAACCCUAAUAAUAUGGCCUAUGAUACUCUACGUAUUCUUCUUUUGGAUCCAUCUCACAGUACUUAGCAAAAGUGGCAACGGCGACGGCUUCUAUUCGUCCGGCUUUCAAGCCCGCCUAGAAGGCAAUAGUCUGCACAACGCAAGCGCACCCCGCGUUCUCGCUUACAAUGCACUUAUAUCGCUUAAGAACCAUAGAACUGGCGGCGGAUAUUUGCACUCUCAUCACCAUUUGUAUCCGCAAGGCGUGGGAGCGAGACAGCAACAGAUAACAACAUAUACACACAAAGAUGAAAAUAACAGAUGGAUGAUAAAGCCUUAUAAUAAGGAACAAGUCGAUGGCGUCGUCUUAGUGCGGAGCGGGGAUCUAGUUAGACUAACUCACACGCCUACGGGCAGAAACUUGCACUCGCAUAGAGAGAAGGCACCAGUUACGAAUAAACUUAUGCAAGUCACUGGAUAUGGAGAGGAUGGCAUCGGAGAUGCUAAUGAUGUAUGGAAGAUCAUAAUCUCUGGCGGCAAAGAUGGCGACGUAGUGCAAACCGUUAAGAGUAAAAUUCUGUUCAUUCACUAUUUGCAGGCUUGUGCACUGACAACGACUGGCAAGCAAUUGCCCAAGUGGGGAUAUGAACAACAAGAAGUCGCCUGCAAUCCGAACCUGAGAGACAAAAACGCCCUAUGGAACGUCGAGGAUAACAUUUUUGAGGAUCUGCCAAAAGUGAGUUUCGAAGCGUACGCGUCAGGAUUUAUUGAACGCUUCCUCGAAUCCCACGCUGUCAUGUUUCAAGGCAACGCUGGUCUCAAACCCAAGGAGGGAGAGGUCACUUCGCAACCUUGGCAGUGGCCUAUUAAUUAUAGGGGUCAAUUCUUCUCUGGCAGUACGCACAGAAUCUACCUGCUAGGCAAUCCAGUGGUCUGGUGGAUCAAUCUAUUGUUCCUCUUUGUAUUCUUUGUGAUAUACGUCAUUAAUUCUGUGAGGGAAAAGAGGGCGGAGGCGUUUGGUACUACUUCGGAAGGUGGUAAAUCCAGCAUCCUUCUAAAUGCAGCUGGAUGGAACUUCAUUGGCUGGGCGUUACAUUACGUGCCGUUCUGGGCAAUGGGACGCGUGCUCUACUUCCACCACUACUUCCCAGCCCUACAGUUCAGCUCUAUGCUCACAGGCAUCCUCACGGAAUACCUCCUAUCCAGUAUAAGAAGCUACCUCAGCCCGGAACUAGGCAAAACAAUGUACCACUGCGUGAUGGGAAUCAUAAUAUCAACAACGGUGUAUAGUUUCUAUCUAUUUUCGCCUUUAGCAUAUGGAAUGAAUGGGCCGUUGGCCCAUGAGCCAAACUCUACUAUGUCUGGUUUGAAGUGGCUCGAAUCUUGGGAGUUUUAGAUUAUAAGGACGUUAAUAGCCGAAGUACCGUGGAAGGCGAAAGAGAUUUAUAUUUUGUCUCUCUGGCUCAGUGUGGCAACACUUCUUAGUAAAAGUUGUAAUUUAAAGGGCAACACUCUCAAAAAAGAACAAUAGCGAACUCCCAUAUAAAUUUUUGUUGACUUAAUUUGUUUGCUUCUGUAUGUAUAUGAAAAAUAAGUAAAAAUACAAAGUUGAAAUUCCUGAACAAAUUGGGUUCUGGAUUUACUAUUCUGAGAAGCCUGGAUUUAAAGUUUUUACAGUUUGAAGAUUCGGAGGUUAUGUUUUACAUAAUUGUUAAAGUAUUAUAUCAAAAUACAGUACAGAAGCCAUAAUUAGAGUUAAUAAAAGCCGACCGGUGCUGUGGGUUUGUGUAAGUUAGACUAAAGUUAGAAGAAUUUUUUUUUAUAAGAUAUGGUCAACAGGCAUCACAAAAAAGUGAAUUAAUACAUAAUAUCAUGCUCUAGUAACUCCGAAUCAAAUAUGUUUUUGUGAAACAUGCCAUCGAUCCCUGAAAUCGGGAGAUUCUUUGUCAUUUUUUCGCGUGGCAUAUUUGGAAAAGGAAUUAUCUAUUUUAUUUUCUGUAAUAAAGUAGUUAGUAGCAGAGAUUACUUUUAAUGCAAAUCAGUCGAUCAGUACAUUUGAUACUACGUGAACUAACUUAAUAUGGACGUGGGUCUGUCCACAUUAAGUUAGUUCAUCUAAAAAUUUAUUUGUAAAAAACCGUAACUAAAAAACCUGCCAUUUUUUCUCCUGUCAGUUGUAGAUCUGUCUAGGUUACAUAAUACUAUUAAUCAUUCGCGUUAAAUUUAAAUAUUAUUUUAUUUCCACACAUAGACCAGCGUUUACUAUAAUUUCAAAAACCUAAUGAAUUUAUUUUAUUCAAGUUCGUAAUAUGACAUUUGAAGACGCUAAAGAAUUUUUUCAACAAUUAUUUCGCUAUUGUUCUUUUAGUAGAAAGUAAUAUUGGAUUAAACGGCAACACUAAAGAUAAUUAGUAGAAACAGUGGUUCCGGCUCUGUAUCGCUUUUAAUGAAGGUCAUAAAAUAAAUUUAAAAAAGUAUAAAAAAUCAAUGUCACUAAGCGUUUUUUUAAUAUAACUACGCGGUUAGCUAACAGGUGCUACAGGUACUUAAAUGGUUGAAUGUUUUAAUUUACAUGCACAGUUCGGUGUUCUAUAUAAAUGCAACCGCGCGUGAUGUUAUGGCAGUUCCCAUGGCUACUUAUACAUAUAAUUUAAUAAAUCGUUAUUGGGUGUUUGAUGUAUGUACUUGGAAAAAUAUUUGACGUACCUACACAUAACAUGCAUAGAUAAGUGUGUAUAUACUGGCGUAAUAACAUGCAAACACUGACAAAUAUGACCGUCUACACAUGGAGCCAAAUAAGGACUUAAAAUAAUAAAUUAUUUUUUUUUAUAAUAUCAAGUGACCGCACGAACACGUUGUG